Wickerhamiella sorbophila is the source of this 432-nucleotide messenger RNA. RefSeq lists its product as hypothetical. Bases 1 to 432 code for a protein of 143 amino acids. The record is from RefSeq and is a predicted model, not a curated record. The transcript is spliced from 2 exons. Lineage: Eukaryota; Fungi; Ascomycota; Dipodascomycetes; Dipodascales; Trichomonascaceae.
AUGGAGCUUGAUCAUAUCUUGUCACACCAGAAACCACAAGAACUACCGCCAGCCGAGGGACCUGCAGCUCUACCUCCAAUCUCGGUGGUUUUAGCUACCCCAGGAACAAUGGUGGCUUAUUUAGCUCAACUUCGUGGAUACAAAGUAAAUGAGCCCCGCUACUCUAACAUGCCAAAGUACGAUGUUCCUCUACUGUCACCUACUAUAUCAGAAGCAGAGGCAAAAAGUACAGACCCAGUCAAGGCUGACCAUGCACCGCAAACCCUUAGUGUAAACGAGGUUUUUAAUAGACCACCCUUGAAACCGCAAACCUCAAAACCUGCAAAAAGCAAGAGCUCACCCGACCAGUCCUCGAGCGCGGCAAGCAAGAUUCCAGUCGUGGGCACAAUUACCGUCUCUCAACUCAAAAUAGACUCUGCGACAUCGACCUAG